GACGCCAAUAAUUUAGAAAAAAAAAGAAAGUGAGAAGAACUAUAAGUUGCAAACAGUUGCAAAUACCGCUUUUUGUAAUUAUAUCGAGUAAAUAACUUAAAAUUAUAAUUAUUAUGCUAGGGUAUUCUAAUGCUGGUGUUCCAGACAAAUCUUGGCAACCACCUGUUGCAGUUAUCGAAACUACAAUGGGUGCUAUGAUUGUAGAAAUGUAUUGGAAACACACUCCUAUAACUUGUAGAAAUUUCAUGGAACUUGUUAGAAGAGGCUACUACAACAACACAAAAUUUCACCGAGUAAUCAGAGAUUUUAUGAUCCAAGGUGGUGAUCCUACAGGUACAGGAAAAGGAGGACAAUCAAUAUAUGGAUCACAAUUUGAUGAUGAAAUCACUAGUGAUCUAAAACAUACAGGUGCAGGUAUUCUGUCUAUGGCUAAUGCUGGACCAGAUACCAAUGGAUCUCAAUUUUUUAUCACAUUAGCACCAACACAGUGGCUUGAUGGGAAACAUACAAUAUUUGGACGAGUACAAAGUGGCAUGCCUGUUGUUAAAAGAAUAGGAUUAGUUGAGUGUGAUAAAGAUGAUUGUCCAGUUGAUGAUGUUCGUAUUGAAAGAGCAUACAUACCAAAAUAAUAAAAGUAAAUAAAUAUUACGACCAUAUCAAUUUGCUUUUUCUUAGUUUCAUAUAUAAGAC
Molecule: messenger RNA, 690 nt
Organism: Diatraea saccharalis (sugarcane borer)
Lineage: Eukaryota; Metazoa; Arthropoda; Insecta; Lepidoptera; Crambidae
Source: the annotation of a GenBank genome assembly